Messenger RNA from Ictalurus punctatus (channel catfish), 2250 nucleotides. RefSeq names its product leucine rich repeat containing 30a (gene lrrc30a). The transcript has a single exon. The record is from RefSeq and is a predicted model, not a curated record. Gene Ontology annotation, molecular function: protein binding. Lineage: Eukaryota; Metazoa; Chordata; Actinopteri; Siluriformes; Ictaluridae. The coding region runs from base 340 to 1218 and encodes 292 amino acids.
CUCUGUGAUAUGUUGUGGAUCCUCUCUCACUCCACUGGCUUUCAGCACGACUCCUUCAAAAUAUUCGGGACACACAAAAGGAUCUUUACUAUCUCAUACGCACACAGAAGUCUGUUUAGGACCCAGUCCAGCAGACAGACACUUCUAUCUGUAUGUCAAUGGCAGUCUGGACCAAAGAAUGUGCUUUAAACCUCUUCAGCUUUCCUGUCCGCUGCUCAAAGCUGAGAUUCUGCAACCUCUGAAGAGAUUAGAAGCAAUGAAGGUGUUUUGUGUUGUUUAACUGUUUAGGUAGCCAUAAGCCAUAAAACCUUAAGAGCUGAGCUGAGGCACUGUGCUAGGAUGGGAGGAAAGAAAUCGAAGGAACCCACAAGCAAGGACAUGAAACUUGUAGUAAGAAAGAGCAGAGCCUGUGAGGAAAACCUGACAUCAUCCGACAAAAUCCGCAAGCACAUUGUGAUGCAAUUUGGUUACAGGAUGCUGAGCUUGGCUCGACAAGGUAUGAUUGCACCUCCUGAGGAACUAUGGGGGCUCACAGAACUGCAGAAGCUUAAUUUGUCUCUGAACUGCUUAUGUUUCUUGCCUUCCUCUGUGGCUCUCCUUCAGAACCUGGUCGUACUUAAUUUGUGGGGUAACCAGCUCACCAGUCUGCCCCUUGAGAUUGGGCAACUCAGGAACCUAAAGGUGCUCUUUGCAUACCACAACCACCUGACUGAUGUCCCUGAGGAGCUAGGUUCCUGUACCAAGCUGGAGGUCUUGAGCCUGGCAAACAACCAGCUCACAAGUCUCCCAGAUAGUCUAUCUGCUCUCACGAACCUGCGGAAGCUCAACCUAAGCCACAACAAUAUCGUGUAUAUCCCAGUAUGUGUCUAUGCCAUGAAAAAGCUGGUUUUCUUGCAUGUGGCCCGCAAUAAGCUGGAGAACAUUGCGGAGCAUAUCCAAGCGCUGACUGAUCUAAAGAUCCUCAUUGUGGAAGAGAACUGCAUUCACUGUCUGCCAAAGAUGCUCUGCUGUCUGACUAAGUUAGAACUGCUCAAUGUGGAUUAUAAUGACAUUCAGAACGUUCCUGCUGAAAUGCACCAACUGAACAGGCUGGGGAAACUAGCUUCACACCCACUGGAUAAAGGACUCCAUAUCGUGCAUAACCCUCUGCUCAAGCCAAUUAAAGAGGUCUUAGAUGGAGGUCUCCAAGCUCUUUAUAACUACCUCAAGGCCGAAUGAUAUGCUGUGCUGUGAGAGCUUAAAUGUGGACUAUUUGAUUGUUUGGACUAUUUUUCUUUUAGGGCCACUCAUAACUAUUUGCGAAUCCAUAAAUUGCUCAAGUUAGCUAAUGGAGUUUUACACUGCUUUAUUAAGAAAACAAAAAAGACAAUUAUCACUAACAUCUUUAUUAGGAAGACCAAAAUCAAGAAAAUGAAAACGAACACAAAUGUACAAUUAAUAUACUUAAUGUUAUAGGGACUAAUGGUAGAAGCAAAAGAAUAUAAACAGAUAACACAAACCUCCCAGCAAAGAGGAGAACAGUAUGUAAGCGCUUACCGGCUUGGUUAUUAAAGUGUAAAAAAGAUCCCUCUGAGUAUGUGAAGGUUGCUGAUACUGAAAUCUUUUCAUUCUGCAGUGCCAGGACUUGAGGGCACGUUUAAGGUUCCCAGGAGCAUGUUAAACAAAGGGCACCAGCUUGGCAGUUGUGCUACACAAGCACUGGACUUCUCCUUUUGUGCAGCACUGAGUUCAUUUGGAACUCUCUAUGUACCUGCUGACUCAGUCACGUUGACCCUUGUUGUCCACAAUCUUUUCUUGAAAGCCCCAAGAGAAGAAGAGAUGCAAUUAUAACUGGCCUCUACCAUUUUCUAUGAGUGUUGAAUGUGUAUUGGAGUGCAAAGCAGAGACAUUUCAAUUACUACAAAAGAAAGGCCAGUGGUGCAUCCUGUUGAAAAGUACGAGGCCUUUUAUUUGAAGGGCACUGAGCUUAUUUUCCCUAACAUUAUGUACUAUAUAAUUUCAGCAAGAACAAGAAGAAAAUCAGAAUCUUUUCAUAUAACUAGACAUCUAUUGCUGGUACAUCCAAGUAACAUAUAGUGGUUAUACUCAUAUGCUAUAAGCGUACGGCUCUUGCCAUAUUUUUAUAAAUUAACAUUUUAUUAUGUCAAAUAUAAUAAAGAUGGUGUAUUCAACCAAUCAGUUCAAUGAUUUCUUCAGGGUUAACUAUUUAACCGAUCGUUUUAACUCAGAUAUUUUAGUAAACGUCGCAUG